AUGUUACCGGUUUUUUUUUAUUUCCAGGCGAAUGCGCUGUGUACCGUUUUGGCGGCGAUAGCAGUUUACCAGGUGCUUAGUCUUCCGAUGAACGAAAAUAUAAAGUUACCACGUGUGGGCACGUCGAAUCCUUACGAAAUAAAUGGAUUAAAUUAUGCACAUCAAAAAUCUGUUAUAAAUAAUGCGAGUGCGUUGGAAAAUUCGUUGGACUAUGUCGAUAAAACUGUGCGCCAAGUGCAAGAGAUUUUGAAAGCAAAUUCGUCACUUCCCAGAUUAACCAGAGGCGAAAUUUUGGAAAUUAUCGAAAAACUCACCAAAUCCGAUUUGGCCGCGGCUCAAAGGGAGAAAUCGAAACAACGCGAUCAAAAAUCUGUUAUGUUAGUCAUGCCGUACACGCCAAAUCGUGACGAUGACGGCAAAAUGCAGGAGUUAUAUACUAAAGCGCCGGUUACACAAAUUGUCAACGACUCAAAACCUGGAAACGCGAGACCCACGAGCAGGGAAAAAGUGCAAGUCAAACAGAGAGGCGUGCAGUCGACUACUGCUACCCCGAAAGUUAAGACUAGCUCAUCAGCAGAUUUCAAUCAUCAAUCGCCUAAAGUAAAGGAGGAACCGUAUCUUGGACGAACCACGGCGGAAGUACGACCCGACUCCUACAUUAAGUUUAAACCGCUACCAGAAAUUAGUGGAGUAGACGAGGAAAUGGAAGAGUUUCUGGGACGUUUCGGGCUUGGAAAAAGUGCACAGAGCGGCCGCAAGAAUAGAAAAAUUCACACCCCUCAAGACACACUUUCGGAGAUACCGGGUGUCGACUUCGAGAUAGUUCCGGAUACAUUGCAAGACGUAGUGAAGAAUUUGGGUUUGUGGAAUCGAGAGGGAAAGGAUUUUGAGCACCACGUUUCGCCCCCACAAACUCACGUUUUCAAUCCAAUUGAGAGCACGUACGCCACGCAAGAAGAGCUCGACAAGCUAAACCAACUCAUGGAACUUAUUAAGCAGUUAGAAAAACUGAACGGUACAGCCAGUGAGGCAGACUUGAACAAAUUGGACAUGGACCAGCUGAAGGAACUCGUGGGAAGUUUGCAAAAAAACGACUCUGGGGUUCUUGGCGCAGAUGACGACGACUUAAAUCCGAUUAACUACGACAUUGGGUUGAGUAAGAAUGAAGUUAAACGUCAAGAAAACUCUACUUCGACUGAAGCUACGAGCGCGGCGACCAGUAAUCAAGAAACCGAAACCGUUAACAUCAAGGACUUGGAGGAUUCUUUUGGUGGCAGCGCCGCCAUUGAAGCUGAGGUCACGGUGCCGCCUCCCACAGAAGCACCGAAAACCGGCUUCUACUAUCUACUCGAUUGGAAUUCAUUCUUCGAUAUUGAUGAUCAAAAAGGGAAAAGAGUGAAUUUAAGGUUUCAACCGAAAGUUGGCGAUCCACGGCAGUUCAUUUCCGUAUCCGUUCCUUAAUUUCCUUCGUUUACGCAUUGUACAUAUUUAAUAACGCGCGAGACCUUAGAAAUUUAAGAGUAUUAUGUAAAUAUAAAUAUUUAUUUUGUGGUAAAUAAAGUAAAGAAA
Messenger RNA from Photinus pyralis (common eastern firefly), 1569 nucleotides. RefSeq lists its product as uncharacterized. The transcript has 2 exons. NCBI's taxonomy places the organism in Eukaryota, Metazoa, Arthropoda, Insecta, Coleoptera, Lampyridae. The record is from RefSeq and is a predicted model, not a curated record. Bases 1 to 1461 code for a protein of 486 amino acids.